Messenger RNA from Brassica rapa (field mustard), 2010 nucleotides. Its product is annotated as F-box/kelch-repeat protein At4g39753. NCBI's taxonomy places the organism in Eukaryota, Viridiplantae, Streptophyta, Magnoliopsida, Brassicales, Brassicaceae. Gene Ontology annotation, molecular function: protein binding. The record is from RefSeq and is a predicted model, not a curated record.
ACUAAUGAAAAGUUGAAAACCUCGUGUGUUCAAGACGUACGCCGUCUCUGCGGCUAUGAAUUUGGAAGUGGAACCACCGUGCAAAAAGAAGAAACAGGAGGAACCAUCUCAUCCAUCGUUUUUGUCGCUUCCAGAUGUAAUCAUUCUGAACUGCUUAGCACGCGUAUCGAAAUCGUACUACCCUAAACUCUCCCUAGUCUCCAAAACCUUUCGCUCUCUCAUAUUAUCCAUUGAGCUCAACCAUGCGCGAUUUUACCACAAAACAAAUGAAUCCUCCUUUCAUAUCUGCUUACAGCUUCCUGACCGUCCUCGUCCCUCAUAUUGGUUCACCCUCUUGAUAAACCUGGAGACGAAGAAGUCUACCUUGGCACAAGUGCCCUCUAUCUAUGCUCCUAAAGCACCAUCGAUAAUGCUUACGGUUGGUUCACAAGUCUAUGCACUUAGACAAUUCUAUCAUCCUUCCCCAGUCAUGAUUGUCCGCAAUAUAGAGAAUCUUCUAUGGCGUAAAGCUCCCAAUUUGACCGUACCUCGAUCGAAUCCUGGUGCGUGCGUCCUAGAUGGUAAGAUAUACGUAGUGGGAGGUUGCACGGCAAAUGAUUGUUGGGGUGAGGUUUUCGAUACGAAGACUCAAACAUGGGAACCUUUACCUGACCCUGGAACCGAGCUACGCUUUUCUAGAGUCAUAAGAAAAUUACAGAUUUUCCAAGGAAAGAUUUACGUUAGGAGCAACGACGAAAAAGACUCAGUUUAUGAUCCGAAAAAACGUGAAUGGAACGUUGCAGCAAAAGCACUCGUGGGUGAUAGUAGGUGUGCGAUAGGUAAUCUAUUAUACUCUUGUGGUAGGAAAAGUUGCAUGUGGUACGAUAGUGAGUGUAAAGAGUGGAAACCGGUCAAGGGUUUGUCUUCACUGAAUAAGAGUUGUCGUCGUGGUUUGAUUGAAACAGUUAACCUCAAUGGGAAACUCAUAGUCUUGUGGGACAAGUUUGCGCGGCGUGGUCCUCAUUGUCAAAAUAAGACUAUUUGCUGUGCGUUAGUUGCGCUUGAAAAGCGCCAAGAUGGUCAAGUUUGGGGAAAUGUUGAAUGGUCUAAUGAUGUGCUUAGGGUUCCCAGUUCAUACCUUUUAUUGCGUUCUUCAAUAAUAUUGUCUUGAAUCAAUUGUGACUGUGCUUUUACAUAUAUAUAUAACUAUUUUGAAUCAAUCCGUAGUUUUAAAAUCAUUGGCAACAUCAACGAGAGGAUUAUGCAUUCAUAUAAAUCUGUUACAUAAUUCCCUGAAAAGUUGGUGUUUUUUUUUAAAAAUAGUUUAGCGUGACACUAAGCCAGUUUAUUUUUCUGUCUGUGUUUGGUCUUGAGUUUAAAAUACUAGAGAAGAACAACUUUAACAAAUUUAGAGUAUUUGUUUUCCUAAUCUAAUCGGAUGAGCGUUAUCAAAGGUUAGGAUUCCCGACAUGAGCGAGUCCAUCAAGAUCAUUAUUUGUAUGAUGUUGCAGUUAGUGAGAGAAUGUUGCUGUUCGAGCUUCAGUGUGAUGAAAAAGACAGGACAAGUGAUUUCUCUCUUGUCUCGAAAUAGAUUAAAGGCACUGGUUUGGCUUGAUGAUUAUGUUAUUGCAAGAACCCGUUAAAGGGGUAUAUAUAGCUUGAUCUCGUAAGUUACUGGUCAAACUGGACUGAUUUUCACGCUUCCUGAUGUGUCUGGUCCGCCACUGCUCAAGUUGAUAAAGAGUGGAAAUUGUUGUUUGUUGGUGGACAACGUUGCAGUUUUUUCGUUAUCCUCUAAGCUCACCUUAAAACCACUUAAAAUUUCCUUCACGUCUGCUAACAGCUCGCCAAUCAUCCUCUUCCCUCCUGGCUCCUGUUUCAGCCUCUGGAUUAAACCUGAUCAAAACCCUAACCAAGGGCAGUGUAUGGUUCCGUUGUGGAUUUGAGAACGGAUCAGUUAGCCAAAUACCUGAAUAGUGAAUACCAACAGGUGAGGCAAAUUUGCCAUUUACACCGAUCACUGGCAAAAAA